Molecule: messenger RNA, 624 nt
Organism: Solanum dulcamara
Lineage: Eukaryota; Viridiplantae; Streptophyta; Magnoliopsida; Solanales; Solanaceae
Exons: 1
Coding region: 1-624 (207 amino acids)
Source: RefSeq, a predicted model, not a curated record
AUGGGUCUAGUUGAUUGGAAAGAGUUCAAGGGUGCUUUCUUUGACCACUUCUUUCCAUUGGUGUUGAGGGAAUCUAAGGUGCAAGAAUUCAUCAAUUUGAGAAAAGGAACCAUGAGUGUAAGGGAGUACACCCUAAGGUUCACUAAAUUUUUGAAAUAUGCUCCUUUCAUAGUUGCUGAUCAUAGAGCUCGUAUGAGCAAGUUUAUUUUGGGUGUGUCGGACUUAGUGCUCAAAGAAUGUAGAACCACCAUAUUAAUCAAGGAGAUGAACAUGCCAACGCUCAUGACACAUGCCAAGCAAAUUAAGAAGGAGAAGUUGAAGAAGAGGUCUAGAGGGGAAUCAAACAGGGCUCGGACAGAUGGUGAAAAGUUUUCUCAUGGCAAGUCUAGUAAUGAUGGCCUUCCUCAAUUUCUCCAAAAGUACAUUUGCAAAAAUUCUUUCAACACCUUGGCUCCAAAGUUUAGCAAAGAUAGGGUCUCUAACCCUAAUCCUCAAGGAGAUGCUCUGAGUGGUCAACCUAUUUCCCCAUGCAAGAAGUGUGAUAAGAAGCAUAUAGGAAAAUGUCUAACUAGAUCGGGUGCUUGCUUUGGUUAUGGUAAUAUGGGUCACCAGGUGAAGGAUUAG